Molecule: messenger RNA, 2092 nt
Organism: Syzygium oleosum
Lineage: Eukaryota; Viridiplantae; Streptophyta; Magnoliopsida; Myrtales; Myrtaceae
Product: protein EARLY FLOWERING 5
Exons: 9
Coding region: 183-1808 (541 amino acids)
Biological process (GO): mRNA cis splicing, via spliceosome
Cellular component (GO): spliceosomal complex
Source: RefSeq, a predicted model, not a curated record
GCCGGUGGUGAGCUCUGCCCCUCUCUGCUGCACGCAUUCGGGUCUGGUGGUUUUUGGCCGCCGCGACGGUGGUUGCUCGCUCGCUCGUUCGUUCUUCCGAUAGCCGAAUCCGCCGUCGAAUCGAUCCCUUCUCGCGCGCUCCGAUCAUCGCCCCUCGCGAACCCGCACGGCAAGGGAGAGAGAUGAAGACGACGAAGGGAGGGAAGGUGAUGAACCCGACGGACGCGUACCGGAAGGAGCUUCGCAAGAAGGAAUUGAAACGGAACAAGAAGGAGAGGAAGAAGGUGAGGGAGGUGGGGAUUCUGAAGAAGGACCCCGACACCUUGAAGGAGCAGAUUGAGAAGCUAGAGUUGAUGAAAGCUGAUGGUGCUCUGGAUAAAGCUAGAAAGCACAAGAAGAGACAACUGGAAGACACACUUAAUCUUGUUCUAAAGAAGAGAAAGGAAUACGAAGAGAAGAUGCGUGAAAAGGGUGAAACCCCUGUCAUGUUUAGCCAUCUGGGACCCCCUCGAAGAAGGGCAAGUGCAGAUGAAGAGAGAGUCAAGCAUCCCAAGCCUGAGGAUUCAGUAUACUACCAUCCUACUCUCAAUCCCACAGGAGCCCCACCACCUGGGAAGCCUCCAAUGUUUAAAUCAUCAAUAGGACCUAGAAUUCCAUUAUCUGCUGCUUCUGCAGGCACUUCUGCAGGUGCAUCAUCAUCUAAUUCAGGCGCAGAGGAUGAUCCUUCUGCAGUUCCGCCCCCUCCUCCACCUCCUCCUCCUCCUCCUCUGCCAUUGGCCUCUGGUGAUGCCCCUGCCUUAGCCGCAUCUUUGCCUCUACCUCCUCCUCCUCCAUUGCCACCAAGGCCUGCUGCCACCAAUGUCAGUACUCCUUUGCCUCCACCACCUCCAGGUCCCCCUCCUCCUCCUGGUCCACCACCUAAAGAACCUGUCACAACUGGCCCUUUACCUCCACUGCCUCCACCUCCGCAACAAUCUGCUCAGCCACCUCCUCCUGGGUUAAAUGAUAGAAUUUUAUCUACAUUGUCAGCAGAUCGCCAGGGACCUGAGGAUGCUCAGGUAUCUGCCAUGCUUCCAUUACCACCGCCUCCUCCAGGAUUGCCACCGAAGUCUGCAGGUAAUCUGUCUGAGGGCUCACCUGAAUAUGAAGCCAGUAAUCCUUCCGACAACAAGGAUGUCACUAACUUGGUCCCACCACCACCACCUCCUCCAAGGCAACAACAGCCAGUGCCUAGACCUGGUAUGAUCCCAACCAUGCAGCCUGAUGUGUUACCACCUGGCAUGUCACGUUUCCGGCCGCCGCCACCUCCACCAGAUAUGCGACCACCAUUAUCUGCUGCCGGGCUUCCCAACCAAGGGGUCCCACCAGGAAUGAUGGUUCCCUUGCUUCCAAGGCCACCAUAUGGCCCUCCACCCGGAGCCCCUCCGAUGAUGAGGCCCCCGCUUCCACCUGGUCCACCACCCGCUCUGCUAGAAGAUGAACUCGCUGCUAUUAGGCCACCUGUACCCCCGAAGCCAUCAUAUGUGAAGUCGGCAGCCCCCACUGUUGUCAAGAGGCCACUUGCUCAGCAUACGCCAGAACUUACGGCCAUGGUUCCUGCAUCUGUUCGCGUGAGGCGAGAGUCUGUGGUUGCAAAAUCAAAACCGAAGCCAGCAGUCUCAACGACAGUAGCGGCCCCGCGACCUGCAACUCCUACAGUUGUGAAGCCAGAGGUUGUUAGUUCAUCUUCCACCGCUCCAAAGAGCAUUGAUGACUCGUACAUGGCUUUCUUGGAGGACAUGAAAGCACUCGGUGCACUGGACAGUUAAAAACUCGAUGGCAGCCUGUGUUUUCAAUAGGAGGAACAACAUAAAUCCAAGACACGGGGAGAACUUUAAACCUGGUACAACAGACUUGAAUGCUGUCGAGGUAGCGCUACUUGCAUCGGUAGAUUCCUUCUUUUGCUGCCAACUUAUGUCGGGUCGCCAGAUUAUCGCUAGCUUUGAGGUUAGGGAGAAGUGAGACGUGCAGUUCAGAUUCUGUUCCUAUUGGAAUUAUCUUCUCAUUUUGUUCAUUCGAACUGAAGGCUGCUAAUCUUCCAUUUUUCUGUUCA